Cicer arietinum (chickpea) is the source of this 980-nucleotide messenger RNA. Its product is annotated as dirigent protein 23-like. The record is from RefSeq and is a predicted model, not a curated record. Lineage: Eukaryota; Viridiplantae; Streptophyta; Magnoliopsida; Fabales; Fabaceae.
CAAUUACACUACACGAAACCUGCAAAGAAACCAUCGAACAUGUCAAAGCAAAAUGCGAUAGUGAUGGUGCUUAUAAUAAGUGCUAUGGUUCCACAAAUUCAAAGCGUGAAUUUGAAAGCAGGGAAUUGGGGUACAAGUUUGGAAACAAAGAACAACGAAACAGUGACAAACCUUCAGUUCUAUUUCCACGACACGCUAAGCGGGAAAAACCCAAGCGCCAUUAAGGUUGCCGAACCUAUAGAUAAGAGCAAGUCAUUCAGUACACUGUUCUGUAACAUUAUGAUGGCGGAUGACCCGUUAACCGAAACAUCUGACCCGAACUCCAAGUUAGUGGGCCGGGCCCAAGGUUUGUAUGGUUCGUCCUGUCAAGAAGAGUUUGGGCUGCUUAUGGCUCUAAGCUACUCAUUUGUAGACGGCCCAUACAACGGUAGCUCGUUUACGGUUGUUGGAAAAAACUCUAUUAUGAACCCCGUUCGUGAGAUGGCCGUUGUUGGUGGCACGGGACUUUUCCGCAUGGCACGUGGUUACGCCAUCGCUCAGACUCAUUGGUUUGAUAACAGUGGCGAUGCUAUUGUUGGCUACAACGUCACUCUCGUUCAUUAACUUUACUUUUUAACAGUACUUUAAUUAACCGCUUUUUCUGGGGCUUAGUCCCUUUUGUUAACGAAAUAAAUAAAAUAAGAAACUUUACGGCAGAUAAGAUACAAAUACAACAUCUGAUAAUUAAAAAUAUUUUAUUUUAUCUCUAAGUUUAAGUUUUGUUUUGUUUUAAAUAAUGUUACUUUAAAAAAAAAUAUAUUAACUGCUUUUCUUUCACUUUCCUAUUACUAUCAUUAUGUUGGUUGUGAACUAUUUUCACUUUCCUAUUAAUAUGUGGUUGUGAACGUAUCUUAUAAGGUUUGUCGGAUCCAUCAAUGUAUGUUUUAUUUUUUUUCCCUUUGUUCUUCUCCAAACGAAUAGAGCUUUUGUGGUUUUUGGGC